Molecule: messenger RNA, 2670 nt
Organism: Ciona intestinalis (vase tunicate)
Lineage: Eukaryota; Metazoa; Chordata; Ascidiacea; Phlebobranchia; Cionidae
Source: RefSeq, a predicted model, not a curated record
AAGAGCAUGAAGACUGUGUUUUUAACGGAAACAAACGCAGCAUUUACUGAGCAAAUAAAAAAGAAAAAAUCCUCGAGAAGCAGAUUGCCUUCUUCAUAUUACAUCUCUGAUAAUGGAACGAAUCAACGGAAGAGCAAACAUGGAACUCCAUCAGAAUGGGAUGAAUAUGUCCUUGGAAGGUUAAGCAAAGACACGGCUAGAUGGAUCGUAUUUGAAAAUGUUUCGGCGGGUUCACAGAAAGAACGACUCGACCGUCUCGUGAAGAACAAAUUCGGAGCAAAAAUUAGCAACACUCAUCUUGUUCGUGAAGAGGGAGAAGAAACAGAUAUUGAAGCGAUAGAGAAUAAAAAGCUUGAACUAAAGAAAAAAGAGCUGGAAGAAAGAAGGCACCGAAAGAAAAUUGAAAAGCUUGAGAAACUUCACGCUGAUCCUCUUCUGCAGCAAACAUUUGCACAAUAUUAUAAACUACCACGUUUCAUCAAACAAGAAAGAAGUAAAGUCAUCACAGUCAGUGAUUCAGUGAACCAAACAGCUCAGAACCUCCAAGUGAAACACCUGGAAGCUCCUCCUCCUCCAAAGAUGCAGGACUUUCUGAAUCCGGCUGCGGGAAAAUUUAUCAACUCCACACAGAAUGCAUUUGAACAGCAAUUAUAUACAAACCAAGCCAAACCUGUUUAUCAAAAGAAUGGAAACAAGAGUCGUAUUAUCAUGGAUGACUUAUCGGAGUAUCAAAGUAACAUCCAGGAUUUGUAUCCUCCCAACCGAGCUCAGUGGAGACAUGUUAACGGCAAAAAGAAGACACAUCGUAGUGGUAACACGACGCGUGGUUUACAACGUUGGCGUGGUCUUCCUCAGCCCGCAGACUUUACUUCGGAACGCGGUCUUAACCCUCCCUGCAUGGAGUCAGCUAAAUUUGAAGAUUUUAGAAUGUCCAGCACCACCACCACUAUGCUUAACAAUGCACCCAUGAUACAUAUAGUGGAGGAAUGGAGAUCUAAAUGGAGACUAGCUAGUCGCUGGCAAGAUAUUACUUUGGCCGAUGUUAUUACUGACAUGAACAACAUACAUGACCAUUUAAGGUUAGGUGCGGUGGCAGCGUGUGCAAUGGCUUCUCUGCACAAAAUACCAGUUGCUGAUCUUGCAGUAUUACCUGUCUUGCCAACCAUUGAUGCUUCUGUUUGUGAUGGAGGUUCAGAGAAAGGACAUCUUCCUGAAGUGUUGCUCACAGCAGUUAGAAAAAGUCUAGAAGAUUCAAAUAGCAGAGUGAGGCUGGCUGCAGCUAUGUGCUUGUACACGCUAUCCAUAUGCGAUGAAACUGUGGAAGAAAUAUUGGAACAUAAUUUAGAGCAUGGUGUUCCCACUGAUAAAAUGGCUUGUGCUCAGUGCUUAGCUUUGAGUGGUAACACUGACGCAAGAGUUGUUCACUUACUCAUUCAGAUGUUACUUGAAACAGAUCAGCAAAGUCAAGCUACUGCACUCCUUGUACAUGUCAGUCAACACACUAGGUUAGUACACUCGUUGCUAGCAGAACAACUUAACAGCAGCAGUUGGAAGGACAAGGUUAUUUCAUGUAAAGUACUCGCACAACUAUCUGGUAAUAUCAACCGAGAUCUUGUCCACAAACUUUCAAACUUAAUGUGGGAAGACUGGAGUUCUGAGGUAAGAAAAGCAGCAUCUCGUACUUUGGGUCGUACAGGCCAUGGUCGCGACGUUCACUUUGAUUUGAGGGAAAAACUUGCCACAGGCAAUGAACGUGUGUGUGCUGAUGUGCUUAGGAAGAUUGCUCAUCUUGGCAUCAUGACUGCUACUUUACUGCCUGAGUUUAUUAAAUGCUUCAGUGCAGAGUAUGUGUCUGUGAGAUUGGAAAGUUGUAAAACAGCAGCCAAGUUGAUGAUUGCUGAUGAACGAGUUGUGAAGCAACUUGUCCGACUCACCCAGUUUGACCCAGCAUGGAAAAUUAAAGCUUACGCCAUCAAAGCACUCGGAGAUAUUGGAAUGUUGUGUGAUAAAGCUGAGAGCUCCCUCGUGUGGGCUCUUCGUUUUGAAGAUGAACCUGGAGUUAGGUUGGAGGCGUGCGUGGCCAUUUGUAAACUCAACUGCCAAUCAGAUGAAGUUAUUCAUGUCCUGCAGGAUCGAGUUCUUGUAGAACCAGAUGCUGCAGUUAAAGAGGAGGUUCGGAAGACACUGGAUGCUUUUGGGAUGAGCGGACCAGAGGACAACAUGGAGAUGAUCCGUCAGAUCAAGGCAGAAGUUCAGAGGUUGUGUAAGAAGAGCGUGGUGGCUGCCAAAGUUAUCAUGUAUGAGAAAGAACUUGAUAAAUACGAAAGAAAGGCACAAAUAUCGGCAACGUUCUCUACGAUUCAAGUUCCAGCAACGAUUCAUCUGAUGAUGAUGACGUCACACCCGAAAUCAACAAUGUUUUAAUGAAGUCUUGUGCCUCAUCUUCAUCAAGAAAGAACUCUUUACCUCGUCCACCAAGUAUAACACUCACUCCUUCUGCUGAUCGACCUGAAACAAGAGAAAAAUCAAGCAGUCGCAUUGAAGUUUUGUACGAAGAAGAUCCGUCUAUGCUGAACAAGCGAGAUUCUUUAACUCCCAUAGCAAGCAGGCAACUUACACCAUGAAUAAUGAACACUGUACGUUAAAUACAAACCAAAACCUUGCAGAUUA